Bombus pascuorum is the source of this 6672-nucleotide messenger RNA. Its product is annotated as Krueppel-like factor 6. The transcript has 6 exons. The coding region runs from base 274 to 1410 and encodes 378 amino acids. The record is from RefSeq and is a predicted model, not a curated record. Gene Ontology annotation, molecular function: RNA polymerase II cis-regulatory region sequence-specific DNA binding; DNA-binding transcription factor activity, RNA polymerase II-specific. NCBI's taxonomy places the organism in Eukaryota, Metazoa, Arthropoda, Insecta, Hymenoptera, Apidae. Gene Ontology annotation, biological process: regulation of transcription by RNA polymerase II.
CGGUGACGUCGUAACCAUCGGUGCUUCUUCGAUGAUAAGCACGUGUGCGUGCCACUACCUGCUACGUGUACGUGCGUGCGUUAGAAUCGCGAGCCGCGUAUCGGCGUGCAGUUAGUGACCGGGCUCUGUUACCAUCUAAGUCCUCCGUAUACGAGUAUAGCAAAUCAGAGUUUUGUUGUUUGUUUAUAUCUUCUUGUUGGUUUCGUUUGGUUCGAAGGAGUCGGUUUCUUUUUUUGUGCCGAAGCCAGUUACGAACGGAUCACCGGCGUAACCAUGGAUAUCCUGCCGAGUGGGAACAUAUUUAGGGAGUUGCAAGAUAUACACGACACCGGAUACUUUUCGGCCCAGCCAUCGCUCGAGGAUCAUUGGCAACAGACAUGCUACGAGAUGGAGAGGUACCUGAAGGACGAGCCGAAGCUGCAGUCGUACAAAAAGUUGCCCACAGAGUUAGAUACGGCACCCUGGAACCUCUUUAGGGCGCCCCCUAUCUCGUGGACAGCGUCCACCGGCACCACCAACGCACAAUUCGAAUCGCCAAUCAAAAUGGAGGUGACGACGUCGUCGGAAGACAGGGAAACGCUCUGUCUGGACGAUAUAAAGUUCAGUCCAGGCGAUCACAACCACAACGGCCGCGAUAGGGAUCUCCUGGACCGGCACCUUGAUUCCUUGUCGAUGUCGUCAUCGAGUUCGGCGUGUUCGGCACUGUCCUGGGAUAGUUCGCCUUCCGUUUCGUGCACGGCUUUCAUUCUCAAGAAAGAACCCAGCGAGGACCUCGAAGAGGACGAGGAACACGAGGAAAUCGAGGAGGAAGAGGAUAGCGGCUGCGAAAGCGAAGGUCAAAUCCUGACACCACCGUCGAGCCCGGGCUCGGGUCAAGGUCAUUCCAACUCCAGUCACUCGUCGAGCGGGAGUUCGAUGCUCGAUGUGCAGAACCUCAACCUUCAUGGGACGGGCGGCAGGAGCGCCAUCGUCAGGGUUACCUCCGGCAACGCGCAGGGUGUCGCAAGACUGAUCUCCGUCACAGCGAAUGGUUAUCCCGCAGUUGCUGGCACGCAACAUGCACACGCAGGAACAACUGCAGCUGCGAGCACCGUGGCUAACAGGCACCACGCGAGGAGCCAUGAGCACAGUCCACCUGAUACGAAGCGCAGGAUACACAAAUGCCAAUUUCCGGGUUGCAAGAAGGUAUACACCAAGAGCUCGCAUCUGAAAGCCCAUCAGAGGACGCACACAGGAGAGAAGCCGUACAAGUGCAGCUGGGAGGGUUGCGAGUGGCGAUUCGCGCGUUCCGACGAGCUGACGCGCCACUAUCGCAAGCACACUGGCGCGAAACCGUUCAAGUGUCGGCAUUGCGACCGAUGCUUCUCUCGCAGCGAUCAUCUAGCCCUCCAUAUGAAGAGACACGUGUAAUCGAUCGUCAUCGAGAACGGUCCUCAACGCGCGGAACAGUCCAGGACCGGUAGACGAAGCUCCUUCCUUCCCGAGGAUUCCCGAGGCCGUCGAGCAACACAGCCUCCACGUGAUUGCGUUUCUUCCACAGAUACCUGACGAUCCACAUCGAACUCGAUCACCGACGAUCGACCGCUACGAUGGCCCUGAAUUUGGUCACGAUUUUCGUCGGAGUAAUACGAUCGCAAGAUAUUCUGCGGGCUUUGAUACUGUCUAUAAGAGGGAAUCGAUGAUGAGCGAGACGAUCGGUGAAGGACAGCCACUUCUGGUGGCGAUUGUCCAUUAGAACGGACAACAAUCGAUCGACGAACGAUAAACGAUCGGCUUUGAAACCGUGUCGUUGAGAUUAUAGAUUCAAGACACUUCGUAGGUUGAUGAUUGCAAUUGGAAAUCGCAAUCGGAAAAACAGGUAGACGCGCGUUCCUCUGUUCUUCGAGGCAGUUCGUUUAGACUAAAAGGCGAGGAGUAGAGACAGGAAGAAGGUCUGAUGAUAUUUACUACGCGAGAAACGCUGGCACUAGAGACAGCAGGUGGGUCGACAACGAUCAGAUGCGGAUUAGACUGGUAUUGUUGAUGCGAUUAGACGGAGCCACCGGGGCGAGCAGCUGGAAGACAACGCGCAACGAGUCUCGUCCCGGGAAGUUAAUCACUGCCAAUUCAUUAAAUUGUAAGAUCGGCGCGUGUACCGUCGGAGAUAUAGCCUACGCGAAUGGCUGCUUCGGAGUCAGAGGAAGUUAAUCGAACGAGCGAAAUUGUCCGGCGACAGUGGUGUAAAGCUCGCGUGUGAACCCUUGUAAGCCGUCUGCCUUCCGUAAAACGGUCGAAUUCCAGAAACCGAAACUUUAACUGACGCAAAAAAGAAGAAAAGAGAAAGAAGAAAAGAUAAUUAAGAUAAAAUAAAAUAGCAAAAGAAAAAUGAUAAAAGAAACCUGAUAAAAUGAUGAAACGUAGCGCACACAGUUUGAGAAACACCGAUCUGGCGAUGUUUCAAAGGCGUCGCGUUUAGAUUCGAACGAAAGUCAAGGAAACCCGGUUCGCGAGGACAAUAAUACGCUGUCUGUCGGUGCCAAAACGUUAUUUCCUUUCUCUUUCAUUUACCCUCUUCUUUCUUACACGUAUACACAGAGAAAACCAUAUAUAUUACACGUAUACACGCGUACUAUGCUUCUCCCUCUCAUAUCCCAAUGAAUGGGGGCCACGGGAAAAGCAGUUGGUGGGUGGGAAACGUGCACGACGCUUUUGAGCUUCGAUCCUUCGACGGGUGGCAAUAAUCGAAAUUGUAUUCGCGACCCGGUGGAACGCGGAACCGUGUCACACGGAGGUGUGUUGUAAGGGGGCGGCGGAUGAGGGCACGAAGCGAGAGGACGAACCGUAAUUGAAUACGUGAUUUCGGCCAGUUUCGACGGAGGCAAAGUUUACCCGUGCCGCGCGCUAAUCCCAAAUUUACAGUGCGAAUUAUAUCGCGAGGCGCCUCCAUUCGACCGAUGAUCCGGUCCGCCGCCCUUUCGUCCUUUUACCAUAGCCUCGUUUCCACCGGGAGCUUGUGCGAAUGAUACCGAUAUAUACGAUAGACGAGAAAAAAAUAAAAAGAAAAAAAAACACUAGAAUGAUCCUAUUCAACGACAGAUUCGACCGUUUUACUCAUCGAGAAUAUUCACGAGUGAUUUUUAAGGAAGAAAGAAUCGCGUACAACCCUCGAACACCGGUUCGAGGGUACUUUUUUCCUUAAAAAAAAAUUCGACCGAACGGGGCUUCUUUCGUAGUAGCGCGCGUCCUAUGGUUUUUAACGAAAAUAAAUGGAGAAAAAAAAAGUAUAUACGGAAUCUGACUUUGUACUUUUGUACGAUUGCUUUCUAGGUAACGUUUUCUUGUUUUGUUUCACGCGUAACCGCGCGACGUAUGGACGGGGGUGGCGACGCGUCCCGGCGCGGCGGGCAAGAUUCUUGUCGGAGGCUCAACAGAAAUAAAUGAUAUAUAUAUAUUUUUUAAUAUUCUCGUCUUACUCACCGAAACAAUAUAUUGUUAUACAUAAGGGAUUAUACAAAGUAUAAACGGGCAACAUUCCGCACAAAGCUCUAGAACCGUUUCCACGCGUCAGACUCACCCGCCGAGCACGCCACCCCCUCUCGUACGCACGCAAAACCCGGAUGGCAGACGGCGCUCGCAGUUCACCUCGACUAUGCGUGUCCCGGGAACGCUAUGAACUUCCGGUCGAUAUGCAUCGUUGUCUCGCUAAUCAUCGAUUUCCGUGCGGACAAACGGGAUCGAAAUCACGUAGGGAAAUGACAGUAGAGGGGAAUAUAAAUGGAAACUCAAAAAGGAGGAACGAGAGAAAAGAGGGUAAAGAGAAACUAGAGAAACGUAAUGCAAAUGAAAGAAAAGAAAAACGUUGACGAGGGGUAACGCAAAUUAGUUACUUGAAAUAAAAAUGUGAAUUGUAUCCGUGGACUGAACGAACGAAGGAUCGCAGAUCGCUCAUCGAACGAAUGGUGAACAAAAUAGAGUAGUAAAAGCGAUUAAGAAAGAAAUUAAAAAAGAAAAUAGAGUAAUAACAUAAAACGAUUAAAUAUGAAUGGAGUAAGAGAAGCAGAACGUGAGGGCAAGGAGUUCACCGCUUAAGAAGACUAAUCUUACCUGAAAGCGCGGAACGGCGCAAAGAGCGGCCGAGCUGGCGAACGAAACGAAGAUUUAAAGGGAAAGAAUAAAAAAAAAAGAAACUAAAUUUUAAAUGUUCAGUGGCCAAAUAAAUUAACUGAUAACGCACGUAGAACGUAACGAUACCGUACCUACCAAGUAAGCCUGACUGAUAUGAGAGCGUCGACGCGGUUCGCGCGCGUGUGGCUGCGUGUGUAUGUGUGCGCGUUAUUCGAUGUCUGUGGCACCUGUGUAUUUCUUCUUUUCUCUAUAAUAUUUUUUUCCUUCUUUCUUUGCGUCAAUUUGCGUGAGUGUGUCAAGAAGGUGUGUACGCUUGAGUGACUACAUUUCUUUUUCCCCGCGAGAAUGUGUUCCAAAAACGAUUUCGGGGGUUAUAGAAAGGGAUAAGGUGUAAUGAGGAUUUUCAAAGAAAACGAACAUGCAUAGGGAAAGAGAGUGAGAGAGAGCGAGAGAAAGACGCAAACGAAUCCAACACAGGGAGAAAGCAUAAAAAAAGUAAAGAGAAGAAAAGGUAAAGCAUGUGUGUGAGAGAGAAAGUGUGAGAAAAAGAGUGUGAGAGCAGAACACUAAGUUUGUAUAUUGUGCAAUUUUUGUCAGUGUUUCAUUAUUUGUUACCAUGUUCACGGAUAAUUAUAAAUAAAGUAAAUAUAUAUAUGCAGCAUUUACAAGGACUUAGGAUAAACGAAGAUAAACGAGAAGCCAGAUGUCUUUUUGAUAGCCAUAUACUGCGAGGUAUCGCGCGGCGCCCCGAUACAGAGGACGCCCCGACCGCUCUUUUUUCUCGAUACACAUUUUUUCUUUUUCCUUUGUCUCUGAUAGGGCGAGAGUGGCGAGAACGACGAUACGAAAAACGGUGCUCGUCGCUCGGUCACGACGCUCCUCUCGUUACAUACACGAAUCCGUCGUCCGGAUCGUUCGCAACCCCCCAACGAUCAAACGAGCCCGCGUUUCGCUCGAUCCUCUCGCUCCUCGAGAUCGGAAAAUCUCGGAACGACUCGUACCAUCUUCUCUCUUCGCGGGCUCUCCGGUUCGUGUAUCUAGCGCGACUGAGAAGCUUUCUCGACCUGCGACCGACGGCGACUUUAACCACGAGGAGUAGAGGAAAAAGAUGGGGUAGGAGACGGAACGAUCGAGUCGUAAUGAUCGGACCUCGCGAUCGUGACGAGCGUUUCGCGCGUUUCCAUCCCGGCGACCAACGAAACACUGUAGAUAUAAAUACACGUACAUUAAUAUAAUACGUAACGAAGGAUCGCACGUGAAUAAAAAGGUCCGCGUUUGUUUCAAACUCGAGCAAUGCGAAGCAAGCGUGUAAUGGAUGAAAAGGGUCGAUAUACAGGAGAUUAGGAAAGACAGAUGAUACAGGUGUAAUUAAAAGAGAGAUACGAUAAGUCGAGCGAGUGAAGAUAAGGCGAGAGAAAGCGGGCACCUUAAGAAAACUAAUAAAUGGUAGUUAGAAGUUUAGAUAGAUGGAUAGCUAGAACGUUAGAUAGACACCUUAGAUAGGCAGAUAAAUAGUUCGACGAAGAGAGGAAAGGCGGAACGAAAAAGAAAGAAUGAAAGAUCGGGGUGAAUUGGGGACGGGUGGGAGGGGGGAUUUAAAAGAGUUAUUAUAUAUAAAUGAAUAAAAAAGUCUAUAAAUAUAGAUAGGUGGAUAUACAUAGAUAGAGAUGUAAGUACCUAAGAGAAACUCUAAGGAAUCUUUUAGAAGAUGCUGUAUCGUUGUACGAGGUACAAUAGAUGGACAUAAGUGUUUUAUGAUACUUGCGUACAAUAAGGUCGAGACGAAGCGUGAGGAAUAUAGUGUAUAAGAAAAUGGUGAAACGGUGAAGAAAAAAGAAAUAUUCCAACGAGCAUGGACACGAAGAGCGUACAUGAAUACCGAGCAGUUCACGAAAAGAAAGAAGAAUAGGGAAGAAAGGGGAAGAAAGGCAGACAGAUGCGGCACGAUUCGUAAUUGUCUUAAUUGUGGUCUGAAAUAUUUUCAGUCGUGUUGUAUAGUAACUCUGUGAAUUGCAGGAUUUUACGUGAAAGCGAGGAAGACCGUGAGUGACAGAGAGCCGGCGUGAAUGGAUGAGUGUCGGGGGAGAAAGCGUUCGAAUGAAAAUGGAAGGUAGAAAAGAGAAACGACGUGAGAAACAGACGCGACUGAAGGACGUAAGGGAUAAAAAAGGAACAGCACGAACAAAAUGGGAUAAGAUCUAUUUUAGGAAGAAACAGGCGAGGACUCUUCGUUUAAAUUCAAUUCGACGCGUUCGAUUUUUACCGUUCGUGUCGACGAAUAGGUAUCGUAAAAGAGGAGAAGAGAAAGAACGGGAGGAAUACGAUGAAAAAUAGGGCAUGUGUAAAAUUCAAUACACUAAGAAACGAACUGAUUAAAGAACUAACGUUAUUUUUAGGAAAUUACAGCUUUAGAAAAGAUUUAAGUAAAUAGCGAGGGGGAAGGUGGUUAGGCUAAGUGCUAAGGGUAAUUUGGUUUCGCGUGUUGAAGCUUUUCUGUGUGAGUAUAGAAGUGAAAGAGUGGGAGAGAGAGCGAAAGAAAAAGAGAUAGAGAAGGGGAAGCUCGGGGGG